AACGGAAACCUUUGCGUUUUUUAAGCGAGCCACGCCAAUAACGGAGAGGCAUGCACCGACGAUCGGCAUUUCCUUCCAGUGGCGGUGAGAAGGGAAAGGGAGGACAGCAGAGCAGAGGUCGAGCAUCGCAUCGCAUCGCAUCGCGCGCUUUGCCUGCCGCAGCGGCUAACGAACGCGUGGAUCAUCCCUUCUAUUAUUAAUUAAUUGGGAGGAGUGGGAGUGAUAGCUGCAGCACCCAGCGCCCAUCACUGAGCCCAUCCGGAACCCUAGCCUCCUCGUCGUUGAAUCCACCACACCAUGAGCGGGAGCGCCUCCAGGAAGCUCUUCCAGGCCGCCAGGUCCAUCGUCCUCUCCGCUUCUCAACGCUCCUCCUUCUCCGUCCUCGCCGCCGAGGGCCGCACCGCCGCGCUCGCCAACUUUGGCAGGAAGAUCCUCCCCAGCGCCUGCUCCUACCACAGGCAGGGAUCCCACGCCGCGUCGGGAUGGGGAGCCAUCGCUGCCGCAGUCCCCGCCGCAGUUUACAUGCUCCAGGACCAGGAGGCUCAUGCUGCAGAGAUGGAGCGCACUUUCAUCGCCAUCAAGCCCGACGGCGUCCAAAGAGGCCUGAUUUCUGAGAUUGUGAACCGAUUCGAGAGAAAAGGCUACAAGCUUGUUGCCAUCAAGCUGAUUGUCCCAUCCAAAGGAUUCGCUGAGAAGCACUACCAUGAUCUCAAGGAAAGGCCUUUCUUCAACGGGUUGUGUGACUUCCUCAGCUCUGGCCCUGUACUUGCAAUGGUUUGGGAAGGAGAGGGUGUCAUCAAGUAUGGGAGAAAACUAAUUGGUGCCACAGACCCACAGAAAUCUGAACCAGGAACCAUCAGGGGCGAUCUUGGUGUUGUUGUGGGAAGAAACAUCAUUCAUGGAAGUGAUGGCCCGGAGACAGCAAAGGAUGAGAUCGCCUUGUGGUUUGAACCCAAGGAGCUGGUCUCUUAUACCAGCAAUGCGGAGAAGUGGGUCUAUGGGGUGAAUUAACCAGCGACUAAAUCUCUUGAGGUUUGCUUUUUUCUUUUCAGUUUUCACAUAAUUGCCGACAGACCAAGGCAGGAUGUAAUAAAGUAGCUACCGUCACCUAUUACUUUUGAGUUGGAUUGAUUGUGGUGCAGUAAGGCACAAGGAAAGGAAGGAAUACACCGUGAAAUUUGUUAAUCUUCAUGAGUCUGUUUUU
This is a messenger RNA of Zea mays, 1204 nucleotides long. Its product is annotated as nucleoside diphosphate kinase 4. The record is from RefSeq and is marked provisional. Gene Ontology annotation, molecular function: nucleoside diphosphate kinase activity. NCBI's taxonomy places the organism in Eukaryota, Viridiplantae, Streptophyta, Magnoliopsida, Poales, Poaceae. Gene Ontology annotation, biological process: CTP biosynthetic process; UTP biosynthetic process; GTP biosynthetic process.